Messenger RNA from Rhizopus microsporus ATCC 52813, 841 nucleotides. RefSeq names its product eukaryotic phosphomannomutase. The record is from RefSeq and is a predicted model, not a curated record. Lineage: Eukaryota; Fungi; Mucoromycota; Mucoromycetes; Mucorales; Rhizopodaceae. Bases 44 to 811 code for a protein of 255 amino acids. Gene Ontology annotation, molecular function: phosphomannomutase activity. The transcript has 5 exons. Gene Ontology annotation, biological process: protein N-linked glycosylation; GDP-mannose biosynthetic process; mannose metabolic process. Gene Ontology annotation, cellular component: cytosol.
CCUUUUCACUAUUUUAGACUUUUUUUUUUCACUUUUAAAUUAAAUGAUGGCUAUUGACUCUGGUUUCUUGGAUCGUGAACAUCCUGAUACAAUUGUUCUUUUUGAUGUCGAUGGUACAUUGACGCCUGCACGUAAUUUUAUCUCUCAAGAAAUGAAGGAUUGUUUGGCAAAUCUACGAAAGAAGGUUGCUAUUGGAUUCGUAGGUGGAUCUGAUAUCAGUAAACAAUAUGAACAACUUGGAAGCACCAUCUUGGAAGAUUUUGAUUUCUGUUUUGCUGAAAAUGGUCUUACUGCUUAUCGUUUAGGAAAACAGCUGGCAUCUCAGAGUUUUAUUCAAUGGAUUGGUGAUGAAGAAUAUAACAAGUUGGUCAACUUCAUCUUGCGUUAUAUUGCUGAUUUGGAUAUUCCCAAAAAGAGAGGUACAUUUAUUGAAUUUCGUAACGGAAUGAUCAAUGUGUCACCUAUCGGACGUAACUGCUCAAGAGAAGAACGUAAUGAAUUUGAAAAGUACGAUCUUUCAAUCCGCAUUCGAGAAAAAUUCGUUGAAGCACUCAAAAAGGAAUUCUCACAUCUUUCAUUGACUUAUUCUAUUGGAGGACAAAUCUCUUUUGAUGUAUUCCCCACAGGAUGGGAUAAAACUUACUGUUUGCGUCAUCUUAAAGCCGAUGGUUUCAAAAACAUUCACUUCUUUGGUGAUAAGACAUUUGAAGGUGGUAACGAUUAUGAAAUUUAUACUCAUCCCGAAGUCAUUGGCCAUAGCGUAAAGUGUCCUGAAGACACAAUGCGUAUCUUGUCUGAAUUAUUUCCUUAAUAAAAUGCUUAUUGUUGUUAUUGUCCGGAA